AUGAAUCUGGAUACGACCUCGAUAGCAGGCUGGACCAUCUACCAUGAUGGGGAUGAUGACAAAGCUGCAGUCCCCCAAAAGUCGAGCACGAUUCCUCACCCGUUAGAUCAGCUCUCAGUGACAGAGAUUCCCAUCGUGGCGCAAUUGAUCCGCCAAUAUGCGAGCCCCAAGAAAGUCAAGUUCAACUGCAUCACGCUACGAGAGCCAUUAAAGAAGGAGUAUGCUGCUUUCCGUCGUGGAGAGAGCCCCCAUCCCGAUAGACGCGCGUUUUCGAUAGUUCUGGAGCAAGGGACCUGCAAUGUCGCAGAGGUCAUUGUUAACCUGACUACAAGCUGCGUUGAACAAUGGAAGAUUGUGAAGGACGUGAUGCCUACAUUGACUCUUGAGGACCUCGAUGUGACGGAGCGUGUGGCAAAGAGUGACACCCGUGUGAUCGAGGCCUGCGAGGCGAUUGGCAUUACGGAUAUGUCCAGGGUCUUCUUCGACGCGUGGGCCAUCGGUAUCGAUGAGCGCUGGGGAUUCGAGCGUCGCUUGCAACAGGGUCUUGCCUACUAUAGGAAUUCCGCCAAUGAUAACCAAUAUGCUCAUCCGCUUGACUUUGCCGUGGUGGUGGACACGGAAACAGAGGAAGUCCUCAGCGUGGACAUACGACUUGUCAAUGGGGAACGGACCAGGAUUCCUUUGGAUGAACACAAUUACCUCCCUGAGUUCAUUGGCAGGUCUUACAAGAUGGACCAAUUGAAGCCCAUAAAUAUCACACAGCCAGAAGGCGUUUCUUUCCAGAUGAAGGGAAAUGAACUGUCGUGGGCUGGAUACAAAAUGCACAUUGGGUUCAACUAUCGUGAAGGCAUUGUCAUCUCUGAUGUCCGAAUCGAUGACCCAUACGAGAACCGUGAACGCGCCCUCUUCAACAGGAUCAGCGUUGCUGAGAUGGUUGUCCCUUACGGUUCUCCCGACGCCCCUCACCAUAAGAAACAUGCUUUCGACGUCGGAGAGUAUGGCAGCGGUCUGAUGACCAAUUCACUCCAGUUGGGUUGCGACUGCAAGGGUACUAUCCAUUACCUUGAUGCUGUCCUGUCGACAGCAAAGGGUGAGGCUGCUAUUGUCAAGAAUGCAGUCUGCAUUCACGAAGAAGACAAUGGUCUGCUGUAUAAGCAUACCGACUUCCGCGAUGGAAGCGUGAUCUCAGCGCGCGACCGCAAGCUCAUUAUCUCGCAGAUCAUCACUGCUGCAAACUACGACUAUGCGUUCUAUCACAUCUUUUCCCUGGACGGAACCUACAAGCUUGAAGUCAAGCUGACUGGCAUGCUCAACACCUAUUGUAUGCAUCCUACAGAACAAGCUGCCCCCUAUGGCACUGAAGUUGCUAGAAACAUCACUGCACAGAACCACCAGCACAUUUUCUCGCUCAGGAUCGAUCCUGAAAUAGACGGUCCGAACAACACAGUCAUUCAGAGCGACGCUGUCGCUGGUGACGAGCCUGUUGGGUCUCAUGGGAACCGAUACGGCAAUGCUUUCUACAGCAAGAAGACGCCCCUGAAAACAUCCCUUGAAGGGGCCGUCGACUACUGCCACGAAACAAGCCGCUCGUGGGAUAUUGUCAAUCCCAACAUAAUAAAUCCCAUCUGCAAGAAACCAGUCGCUUACAAGAUCAUCAACAACCAAUGCCCUGGUCUGCUAGCUAAACCCGGAAGCACAGUCUACAAGCGCGCAGGAUUUGCCCGCAAAUCCCUCUGGGUUCUCCCCUACCGAGACUACGAACUAUAUCCAGCCGGCGACUACGUCUGCCAAUCGACCGGAGAGGACAACUAUCCCGGAAACGAGAACAUCGUCGACUGGGCCUCCAGGAACGAGUCUAUCGAAAACACAGAUAUCGUAUGCUACAUGCAGUUCGGCUUGACACAUUUCCCGCGCACGGAAGACUUCCCCAUUAUGCCAACGGAACCGGUGAGUAUAAUGCUACGGGCGUCGAAUUUCUUCCAGAAGAACCCGGCCUUGUGGGUUCCGCCCUCGAGUGUUUCUGUGGAUAAUGUCUCGAGAGAUGCUUUUCCCUCUUCGAAAUCGUGCUGUGUGGUGGAUAAGUUGGGUGGUCAGGCGAAGCUGUGA
Molecule: messenger RNA, 2106 nt
Organism: Paecilomyces variotii
Lineage: Eukaryota; Fungi; Ascomycota; Eurotiomycetes; Eurotiales; Thermoascaceae
Product: peroxisomal copper amine oxidase
Exons: 2
Coding region: 1-2106 (701 amino acids)
Biological process (GO): amine metabolic process
Molecular function (GO): primary methylamine oxidase activity; copper ion binding; quinone binding
Source: RefSeq, a predicted model, not a curated record